Messenger RNA from Contarinia nasturtii (swede midge), 1560 nucleotides. Its product is annotated as levanase-like. Gene Ontology annotation, biological process: sucrose catabolic process. The record is from RefSeq and is a predicted model, not a curated record. The transcript has a single exon. Gene Ontology annotation, molecular function: sucrose alpha-glucosidase activity. Lineage: Eukaryota; Metazoa; Arthropoda; Insecta; Diptera; Cecidomyiidae. The coding region runs from base 1 to 1560 and encodes 519 amino acids.
AUGUCAAAGACAGCCAUUUCAUUGUUUAUCGGUUGUAUGAUUUUCCUGUUACCUAUUAAUGGGUUAAAUUAUCACGAAAAGCAUCGUCUUCAAGUUCAUUAUUCCGUACCAUCGGGCUUUAUGAAUGAUCCGAAUGGAUUAAUAUUUGAGGAUGGAUAUUAUCAUCUAUACUUCCAGUAUGAUCCUGAUGCGAUGACAAACACCAACUGCCACUGGGGACACGCAAGAUCAAUCGAUCUGAUACACUGGGAGAAUUUACCGAUUGCAAUAUAUCCAUACGAAAAAGGUAUGAUAUUCAGUGGAUGCUGUGUCAAAGACAAGAACAACGUUACUGGUCUUGGUUCGAAUUUACCGGGAAAAGAUGUAGAGCCACUUAUUGCCAUAUACUCACUUCAUAAUGUCACCAGUAAUUCACAAGAUCAAGGAUUAUCGUAUUCACAUGAUCGAGGUUUGACAUGGACGUAUUACGACGGGAAUCCAAUCAUUCCAAAUCCGGGCGUUUCAAAUGAUUUCCGUGAUCCAAAUAUUAUCGAACGAUAUGGAAAAUUCUAUAUGAGUUUAGCUGUUUUCGAUCGAGUUACAUUUUAUAGCAGCGAUAAUUUGAUCAAAUGGGAUUUCGUCAGUGAUUUUGGUGUUGAUCCAGAUGAAGGUGAAAAAGAGGGUGUGUGGGAAUGUCCAGCCCUAUUUACAUUGAAAGAUGAACAAAGCAACGAACAUGAUAUACUAAUUGUUUCGGAAAAUGUACCUAAACAAGGCAGUGCCAUGCAAUAUUUUAUCGGAAAAUUCAAUGGAACACAUUAUAAUACGUAUGAUAAAUCAAGACAAUUGUGGCUUGAAUAUGGACAUGAUAAUUUUGCUGCAGUACCAUAUCACAACGAUCCUCUUGGCCGAUUGAUCAUUAUUGGAUGGAUGGCAAAUUGGAAUUAUGCAUCAGAUGUACCAACAUCAACAUGGCUUGGUCAAAUGACAAUUCCACGAGAAGUGACUCUUCGAAAUGUUGAUGGCCGCAUUCAUCUUGUUCAGCGGCCAAUUGAUGAAUUCAACAGCAUUAUUGAUCGGUCCCGACAAUGGUCACUGUCAACACCAUACUACAUGUUUGGCAGCCAAAAUCUCAAUUUAACAUCACAAAUGACAUUCAAAACUGGAUCAAUGUUGACAUUGGAUUAUGAUAUAAACAUUGAAAAUGUUUUAAAGGGCGACAUCGCUUUAAAGUUCAGCAAUAAUCUUGGCGAAUUCGUUUUAUUUCAUUACAAUGUGAGCAGCGACACUUAUGUAUUCGAUCGUCGGAACUCUGGAAAUGUAACAUUUAGCGAAGAUUUUAUUACUCGAAUUCCAACGGCCAAACGUAUUAGUACGGGUAAUCGACUUUCGGGACAAAUAAUUUUGGACAAAUCGGCGAUUGAAAUAUUUGCCGACGAUGGUAUAAUGGUAUUCACUGCACUUUUUUUUCCAACCGAACCGUUCGAAAAUAUUGAUUUUAUCUUUGAUGUUGAAGACACCGAAAAAACAGUGACCGUGGAAAAGCUAAGCGUAUCAGCUCUAAAAAGCAUUUGGAUGUAG